Piliocolobus tephrosceles (Ugandan red Colobus) is the source of this 4598-nucleotide messenger RNA. It is a transcript of the gene PABIR1, whose product is annotated as PP2A Aalpha (PPP2R1A) and B55A (PPP2R2A) interacting phosphatase regulator 1. Lineage: Eukaryota; Metazoa; Chordata; Mammalia; Primates; Cercopithecidae. Gene Ontology annotation, molecular function: protein serine/threonine phosphatase inhibitor activity. The record is from RefSeq and is a predicted model, not a curated record. Bases 28 to 1017 code for a protein of 329 amino acids. The transcript has a single exon.
CGCGAGCGCCUGCGCGAAGGGGUACGCAUGCGCAGAGGGGCCAGCCCGCUGACAGAUUCUCGGUGGCGGCGGCAGCGGCGGCGGCCCUGGACUGCGGGGAAUGGGAAUCCUAGGUCCCUGACUGAGCACCUCCCCCGCCUCCCUGCCCCCGACAUGGCUCAGGAGAAGAUGGAGCUAGACCUGGAGCUGCCUCCGGGUACGGGCGGGAGCCCGGCGGAGGGCGGCAGCAGCGGCGGCGGCGGGGGCCUCAGGAGGUCUAACAGCGCCCCCCUGAUCCACGGCCUCAGUGACACUUCGCCGGUGUUCCAGGCCGAGGCGCCGAGCGCCAGGCGGAACAGCACAACGUUCCCGAGCCGCCACGGCCUGCUGCUACCGGCCUCCCCCGUCCGCAUGCACAGCAGCCGCUUGCACCAGAUCAAACAAGAAGAAGGCAUGGACUUGAUCAACCGAGAGACGGUCCACGAACGGGAGGUGCAGACCGCAAUGCAGAUAAGCCACUCCUGGGAGGAAAGUUUCAGCCUGAGUGACAACGACGUGGAGAAAUCCGCCUCCCCCAAGCGCAUCGAUUUCAUUCCUGUGUCACCGGCACCGUCACCCACUCGGGGAAUUGGGAAGCAGUGUUUUUCGCCAUCCUUGCAAAGUUUUGUAAGUAGCAACGGAUUGCCUCCAAGCCCUAUUCCCAGCCCAACGACCCGAUUUACCACCCGGAGAAGCCAGAGCCCCAUCAAUUGCAUUAGACCAAGUGUUCUUGGACCAUUGAAAAGAAAAUGUGAAAUGGAAACUGAUUAUCAGCCAAAGAGAUUUUUCCAGGGCAUCACCAACAUGCUUUCUUCUGACGUUGCACAGCUGUCAGAUCCUGGCGUGUGUGUAUCUUCGGAUACCCUUGAUGGAAACAGCAACAGUGCCGGAUCUUCUUGUAACUCACCAGCGAAAGUCAGCACUACCACCGACUCUCCUGUGUCACCUGCCCAAGCGGCUUCUCCAUUUAUUCCACUAGAUGAACUUUCGUCUAAGUGAUUCACUCAUCCUGAGACUUUCUUUUUGCAGUGGAGAGAGAAUAAUCAAGUUGGGGCAAACACUGAACUUUGUCAAUUAAUUUGAGGCUAUUUCCUAUUCUACCCCUUUUCUUUUUUGAAAUUUCCUGAAAUGAUGUUAUUCUAGAGAACUUCUAUGUCAGGUUCCUGCGGAUACCUUUGAAUUCAGUGUAGUAAUAUUUUCAGACGUUUCCCCAAUAAGUGUGUCGAAGCAUACAUCUUUACGCUGCUACUAUGUCUAAAUACAUAUGUUAUCCCUUGAUUUUUUUAAAUAAUUGAGAGCUCUAUUUAUUUAUGGGAUUAUUAAGUUCUGAUGAAAAUAUAAAUGUUGACUUAAUCAGCAUAGUAAACUGAUGUUUAAAAUUCCAUACUUCAUGCCCACACUAAUUUUUAAUGUUAUUUUCAGUGGUUUGCCGAUUUCCAUCUGAUGAAGAACUAUACAGCUUAAAACAAAAUACGUUAGUUAUAUCAAUCUAGUGGUUGCCUGUUUUACCCAGGAAUUCUUGGAUAUUUAGUUUUCUGGGUACCGAAGUGGAUGGGAGGGGGAAUGAUUAGAGAACAAAUUAUAAAAGUUUACAACAAAUCCUUUCAAAUUAAGUAUAUAAAAGUAAACUUUUAAGGCAAACAUUUUUAAUGAGAUUUUAAUAGUAAUUCUAGUCAGUCAUACAACUAUAUUAUAGAGAAAAAAAAAAUUUUCCUUUUUUUUUUUUUUUUAACCAGAAAGUGCAUUUGCUUGGGUGCAAUCCUAAAGUGAAAUGGGACAGUGCCUUGCAGUCUUUGCCCACUGUACAUAGGCUAAGGCUAAGCUCUUUGUACUACUGCAAACUUAAAAGUUUUUCAAAUGUAGAAAAUGUGUGGGAAGGCUUGUUGAACUUCGGCACACCCAGGUAAACAAUACUCUCUCUCGAUUGUUGAUAUACUUUAAAAUAUUCAGUUGUGCCUCAGUUCCAAAAAUUAUUGCCAACCAGGAGCCAGAGCAAUUUUUGGCUACUUUUCUGCUCUGCCCAUCUGUCACCUUACUGGUUUUCCCUUGUUCAGGAAGGAAGCAGCUGUUUCCUUGCCAACAGGUCCCUUCCUCUCCAUCUCCCACCAAAGUAGGGCACCAUUGAUUAGACAAAGGUACAGUGUAACUUGGAUUUCUGACAGCAACAACAGGACUGUGAAUUGUUUAACCUCUGUGGUUAAAGCUACAGCUUGAGUUGACUGCCUUGGGGAUGUCCAUUAAUUAAGGGGUGAUGAUUUGCAAGAGAAAAUUAGUGGAGAGUCACAUAGGUAAAUCAUUAUUUAACUUAGGUUUUGCUAAAGGUAGAAUAGUCGAAUGUUCUUUUCUUUGCCUUUACAAUUAAGACAAAAUAAUAAGAAUAACAAAUUUUUCUUAAUAUUCUUCCUUAUACCUCAUAUAGCUUCCUUAACUAGAUAGUUUGACAGAAAGAAUGGCAUACAAAGAGGAAAGGGGAAAAAUGACUCAGAACAAGACAAAAGCUCUGACUUUUUAAAGUUAUCGCUUACAGAAACGAACAAUUUUGUGGAAUUUUUACGACUAUGAAAAUAAAUGGAACUGGUCAAUUGACGGUUGCCUCAAGAUGGAGUGAAAUUGCAUUGAGGGUAAGACUGUGUCCACAGGUUUAAAAUUCUCUCUUCUGAGUAAUAGUGUUCAUGUGCUCCCAUUCUCGACCUUGUUCUUCAAAUUCAAACUUAAAUAGUCUGACUUCUUGUUGGGUAACUUGCCCUGCCUCCAGAGGUAUUUAAACUUCAUUAUCUUCAACACAGAAAUUGUUAAUCUUCUCACUUCACCUGUUCUUGCAUUAUCUCAGUUGAUGUCAUCACUAAUUUCCUAAACUAGAAAUCAUGGAAGCAUCUUUGACUUUUCCUUUUCUCUGUUGGAUUAGCUUAAUCACCAAGUCCUGUCAACUUCUGAAAUGAAUCUCAAAUUUCUUCCCUUCUCUAUCUGUUGCCCCUGAUUUUGCCUUAAGUUCUUGCCUGAGUGAUCUCCCAGGCUGUCUUCUGUCUCCUUUUAGUUCAGUCUUUAUACUGCCUCUUGAGAAAUCUUUCUAAAAUUUAAACUUGAUAUUUUUCACCCUCUUGCUUGAAACCUUCAUUUGCGUCCCCAUUUCCUACUCUUUAAGGAAUGAUUUCUUUAGCCUCAGAUAGAAGGUUCUUUAUGAUCUGGCCAUAUUCUGCAAUAGCUUCAAUCCUCUCCUCAUCUCUGUUCCAGUAUACGUCUUUCCUUCUUAUUCUACAAACAUUAGACCACUUGAUAUUCUUUAAAUAUGUCAUGUACUUUCAUGUGUCUGUGCUUUGGGAUAGAUUGUUCUUUCUCCCUAAAAUGCCAUUCCUAUCCUUUUCAGGGAGGCAAGUUGCACGUGAGUUUAAGUAGAAGGCAAUGUAUACCUGCUGAUUAUAAAAUAUUUAAACAGUGUACAUAUCUAUGUAGUUUUAAAAGUCUAAUUUUAACUAUGUAAAAGUCAUCUUCCCUUUCAACAGGUAACUUCUGUUAACAACUUGGUAUAUAUUGUACAAGAUGUGUUACUGGCAUUUCCAUGUAUAUAUGUAUAUAAAUGCAGGAAACCAACAUGUCCUUGGUACCUCUCUUCUUUUCUUUCCCCCAUAUCUAAUCAUUCCUCAAGUCUUACUGAUUUUAUCAGCUGGAAUCUAUCUCCUUACUUCUACCUCUAUUGCCACUCUGGUCCUGGCUACCAGCAUUUCCCUCUUAGACUUCUGAAGCAACUUCCUAACUCCCACUUGUGCUCAUCACACUCUGGUCGGCUAUCCGUUCAUUCUCUAUACAGCGACUAGAGUCAUCCUUUUAAAAUUGCGGACCUGAUCCUUCCAUCUCCCAGCUGAAAGCUUUUCAUUUGCUUCCUGUUCUCAUUUGUAUGCCGAAAUGUAUUAAUUCUGGGCUAGGAGGCCCUGAGGAAUUUGGUCCUUCCCUCCUCCCCCAUUGUUUUCUGUGCUUCGCCCUCACUGGCUUGCUUUUGUUUUCCUUAAAUACAUCAUAUUCUCUCCUAUUUUAGAUCGUUUUCCUAGAAGGUAUGGAAACAUUUAUUUCUGUAAACUUAUUCUCUAUAGAUGGGAAGUUUUUAAAUCAAAUAAGGUUCUAAGGGUAUAUGGACAAUUUACAUGAUCAUAGCAUUGUUCAUAACUUCCAUCAUUAUUCUGUAGACUAAGGGCUUACUUAGCUCGUGUAAGAAUUAUCCUUCAAAAAGCAUUUUUAAGGUAUUAAUAUUGGUAAUCUAUAAACUUUGUACAAGAAAUCCUCAAGUCAAUAGCAACAUUUAUUUAAAGUACAGUUUGUCAUAUAUAAUAAACCUCUGGCAUAUUUUCCUUUAUUAUGUUUGUUAAAAACACAGUAUAAAUGGGAGAAAUAAUUAAGAAUCAUUAAAUCCAAGGCUGCUGGAUGUUAGGACCCUUAAGUGUACUUAAAAGAUUGAUUGUAAUCAAGAAUAACUUGUAUCAGAUUCCCUUCCAGUGAUUCACAUUUAUGAGUUCAACCAGUUACAUACCUGUAGCAAGAGACCACUUUAUUUGGCAAUAAAAUUGGGGAAGGAAUGAAGACUUAAAUGA